CUGGGAAAGAACCUAACUCUCUGCUUUCAUGAUUAGUCUUCUGUAGAUCAGCAACAGCACACAAAUGGCCUCUAGCAUGAGUCUUUUGUCUGAGGAGCAGCUUCUUUGUCCCAUCUGCCUGGAUGUGUUCGCUCGGCCAGUUUCCACCCCAUGUGGACACAACUUCUGCAUGGCCUGUUUGACGGCUUACUGGAAGGACAAACCAGUGUGCCGGUGUCCCAUCUGCAAGGAAACGUUUGAAACCAGGCCGGAUCUCAAGGUCAACACUUUCAUUUCAGAGCUUGUGUUGCAGUUCGUGUCACUUAAAGUGACAGACGCUCACAUCUGGAGCUCAGACCAACAGCAGGCUGGCUGUGGCGGUGCGGCGCUGUGCGAUAUUUGUACUGACACCAAGCAAAAGGCUGUCAAAUCCUGUCUGGAGUGUCUGUCGUCUUACUGCGAUGUUCACCUGGAGCCUCAUCAUAGAGCUGCCGGACUAAAGAGACACACACUGGUUGACCCCUUGACGAGCCUGGAGGACCGGAUCUGCAAGGAGCACACCAGACUCUUGAUACUGUUCUGCAGAAUCGACAAGGUUUUGCUGUGUGACGUCUGCGCCAGCUCUCGCCACGUGGACCACGACGUUGUCCCUGUGCAGCGUGCACACAGAGAGAUGAGGGCUCUGCUGGGCGAAGCCGAGGACAGAGCGCAGCAGAUGAUCCAGGAGAGGCAGCAGAAGGUCCGAGUUAUGAAGGAGUCGGUGAAGCAAAGUGAGAAAGAAACCAAAGAUGUUAUAGCGAACAGCGUGCAGGACCUGACGGCGCUGGUCUCUGAGAUUCAGAGGAGCCAGACGGAGCUUGUGAAGGUGAUGGAGGAGAAGCAGAAAGCAGCAGAAGAAGAAACAGAUGGGUUUAUUAGCAGCGUGGAGCAGGAGAUCGCCAAGCUGCAGACAACAAGGGUGAAGCUAGAGGAGCUAAAACAGAUAGAAGACCAGUUUAAUUUUCUCCAGAGCUUCCCAAACUCAUCCCUCCUGCCACACACCAUGGACUUGUCCACAUUCAGUUUCAACAGUCACGUUCAUCACAUAGAGAAAUCUUUGAGAAAAUCAGUGUCUCAGCUGAGAAUGCUGCUCAGCAAAAUGAACGCGGAAAUAAAACAAUUAUCCGACGGCACGGACGCGUCGAGCAGCGCGAUGCUGAGGUACGUGCAGCAGUACGAACAGGACGUUGUGCUUGAUCCUGCCACGGCUCACCCUCUGCUCGUUAUAUCCGGUGACAGGAAACAGGUGAGGUACGCAAUGGGUUCCGGUUGGAGCGAGUACCAGAUCCUGGACCCGAAGAUGUUUACCGAACAUCUCGCAGUCCUGGGACACAGGAGCUUCUCGUCGUCUAAGUUUUACUUUGAGGUGUUUGUGGGUGAGAAGACCGAAUGGUGUCUGGGCGUGGCGGCGGCGUCGAUCCCCAGGAGAGGGCCGCUUUUUCGGAAUCCUCACAGCGGACUCUGGGUCCUCUGGUUCCUAGUAAAUAAGUUUGAAUCCUUCGGCGUUCCAAAUGUGCCGGUACACUUAGGAAAGGUGGAGAAGGUCGGUGUGUUUGUGGAUUAUGACAGAGGGCAAGUUUCUUUCUAUGACGUACAGACCGCAACGCUUAUACACUCGUUUACUGAGUGUUUCUUUACUGAAGAACUGUACCCGUACUUUAAUCCCUGUGAUAACGAAUAUGGUUCAAACUUGGACCCGAUGAUAAUUGUUCCUGUCAGUAGGUCCAGUGGUACAGAAUGAACGGAGACUUCAGAGACUGUGUUUGAAUGAAAAAAAAAAAAGGUUCAAUGUAGAUUUUUG
Molecule: messenger RNA, 1819 nt
Organism: Chelmon rostratus (copperband butterflyfish)
Lineage: Eukaryota; Metazoa; Chordata; Actinopteri; Chaetodontiformes; Chaetodontidae
Product: E3 ubiquitin-protein ligase TRIM21-like
Exons: 2
Coding region: 65-1759 (564 amino acids)
Molecular function (GO): protein binding; zinc ion binding
Source: RefSeq, a predicted model, not a curated record